CUCCACCCACACAAACUAACAUGCACACAACACACACAGUAUAAGUUGCUCCAACUCGUUAACGAACAACAUUCCGGUUUAGUAGCCGGACAGUUCUGGAUACAGCAGUUUAACGUGUGUGUGUGCGUUUCCCUUUUUACCCAAAGUGAAAUGAUGAAAAGAUUUUAAAAUUCACACGGGAUGUGCCGCUAAAAAAAAAAAAAAUGAAAGAAAAUGAAUUUAAUAAUAUUCUUUAGAAGAUAAAAAUACCUUGUGUGAAAAUCGGUUUCGGUGUGUGUAAGGGCAGGGGGCGAUAACAACCCAAAUCUCUUUCCCCUUCCUUUUUUAAGUGCAUAAGCGGCUUGAGUGUUGCAUACUAAGUGUCAUCACCGCUUUUUGGACACACAAUACGUCCUUCUCUUUCAAUGGAUGAGCCCUUUUAUCGUCUUUUGUGCUCUUGUCGGAGGAAUCUUUCGCAAUUCUCUUGAUGUGAGCAGCGGAAUCCGACGGAGGGCAACAGGAGCGGCACACAAGAAGAGACGCGACACAAUCACGGCUUUGAAGGUGGCGUCAUGGAAAACGGCUGCAGGGGCGAUAGUAUGAAACGGCCACCGAAAAACACUCGGCGACCGGGCGCGGACUGCCGCAGUUCGUCCGCUAAAAUCUCUUUGAUGUUGUUCUUCUUGGCGUACGUCUCAAUGGGCGCCUACGUCUUUAUGCUGAUCGAGGCUUCGUCAUCGUCUACUCAUUUCUAUCAUCAACACUCGCCGCCGACAGAAGAGAUUAGGACAGCAAUAGAGGGAACGUUGCUGACCACAUCAGAACCUACAACAACAACAAUUGAUGGGAUCUCAGAUACCUCUAAUGCUGCAGACGUGACCCAAAUGAAGGACUUGAUGACUCGCCAAGUGCUUGAUAAAUUGUGGGAUAUUACGGAAAAUUUGAAUAUCUUGUACAAAGAGAACUGGACUCGGCUGGCUGCCGGCGAGAUUUACCGUUUUCACGAAACGAUGUAUCUGUGGAUGAAGAAGGAUUGUAAUAAUCGGCGAAAAUCUCAGGAAAUGAUGGUAGUUGGACAUCAACUUACCACAGCAUCUACUCCAGCAUCUGCCACUGCUGGCCAUCGUCAGCACAUUUCCACUGUCAAGUGGAAUUAUCCCACUGCAUUUCUGUACGCUCUCUCUGUCAUUACCACUCUGGGUUCGUGCCCAGUGAUUCCCGAAUCAAACGAAGGCAAAAUUCUAACUAUUCUCUACGCUGCUUUCGGCAUACCUCUGCUUUUGUUUUACCUGACUGCUGUGGGUUCGACAUUUUCUUCUUGUUUGAUGCAAUGCCCAUUAUUGGAUUUUCGAUAUCGCUCGUCAUCAUCUCCGUCAACGCGACGGCGACGAGAUCAGCUCUCAUCCGUUGCUUCGGGCCAUAACAUGUCGGCAGUGCCAACAGUAGUAAUGACAACACGUCUCGACUCAUCUCUGAGCCACCAUCAGCAGCCGAACGAAUUGUUAUUCCAUCAUCCGAUGAAAACGGCCGCCGUCAUCGUCAAAGAUGACGAGUCGAUCGAGGCAACAUCGUCGACAUCGAGCAGUAACGACGCCAACAGGCGUGUGUUAAGGAUCCACUCCUUUUGGCCCCCACUCUUAUGCUUGAUACUGAUUCUCAUCUUCAUCGCUUCCGGCACCUGCGUCUUUAGUUCACUCAUGUCCUUGUCUACGAUGGAUGCAUUACUGCUCAGCUUUAUGCUCUUGACAACAACGGGCAUCCCAGACGCCCAUUCAGUCGUAUGGACUGGACAAUCGUCAUGGCCGUUAAUGGCAGUUUCAAUUUACAUUUUUCUCGCCCUGACGUUGUGCUCCAUCUGUUUCAGUUUGAUCUACGAGUGGCUCUUGUCUGAAGGACCCUCAGUCAAUUCCUGCGAACCCUCAGUUGAUAGUGAAGGAACUCGUCAUCGAAGAUCCAAUAGCCUCCGUUCCUGAAACUCCAUUUUCUGAAAUUGUGCAUUU
This is a messenger RNA of Daphnia carinata, 1979 nucleotides long. RefSeq names its product potassium channel subfamily K member 18-like. Lineage: Eukaryota; Metazoa; Arthropoda; Branchiopoda; Diplostraca; Daphniidae. The record is from RefSeq and is a predicted model, not a curated record. Gene Ontology annotation, molecular function: potassium ion leak channel activity. Bases 552 to 1952 code for a protein of 466 amino acids. Gene Ontology annotation, cellular component: membrane. The transcript is spliced from 3 exons. Gene Ontology annotation, biological process: potassium ion transmembrane transport; stabilization of membrane potential.